Molecule: messenger RNA, 794 nt
Organism: Solanum verrucosum
Lineage: Eukaryota; Viridiplantae; Streptophyta; Magnoliopsida; Solanales; Solanaceae
Exons: 2
Coding region: 68-769 (233 amino acids)
Source: RefSeq, a predicted model, not a curated record
UGAGGAUAAGAUUAUGUAUGAAGAGAAAUAGAAGUGAGGGAAGGAGAGUGGUCACUCUGCUUCAGCCAUGAGUUGUUCCAUAGCAAUACUAAAUUCUAUAUCCACUCCUUAUUUUAAUAAAUGUUGUACAAGAAGCUUAUUUAACUGGAAUUUUGGGAAAAAUAACAAGACUGAUGAUAAGCCACAAUUUACAUAUCAUGAUCUUGAUCUCCCUUUUCCUCCUUCCCUCCUCACCAAAACAUUCUUGAAAGGAAGGGAACUGAAAUGCUGCUAUAAGGCAUCAGUGGAUGGAUUUAGUGCAACUGAAUUCCAUAACAGAUCUGAUUUCAAAGGACCAUGUGUGAUCAUUGGUUACACAACAAAGGCCUUUAAGUUUGGAGCAUUUAAUCCAGAAGGCUACAGAAGCACAGAUGAUUAUUACGACACUUUUGAUGCAUUUCUCUUUUAUUGGGAUGAAGAUGUUGAAAAACCAAUAAUGUUGCCUAAAGUAGGGGGAAGUGGUGCUGCUCUAUUUGAUUAUGCUAGAGGAGGUCCACAGUUUGGUGCUGAUGGAUUGCUCAUUGGUCCUCCAUUGGCUCCUGUCAUGGGUGGAUUUGCUGGACCUGAUACGAAUUCUGGGGUUGGUGAUUUAAGGCAAGCUAAGUCAAGAUUGGGACUUUCUUAUGCUAAAAGGCCUGAUGGUAAAGAAUCAUUGUUUGGAGAUGAGUCUAAGGCUGUUAUUGAUGAAGUUCUUGUGUUUUGUAGUCCUCAAAUUGCUAGCUUAUAUUGAUUCUUCUUGUUUUCCAUGAAGUUUU